AAUCACUCAAAAGAAGAAGCAAAAGGCAGCCAACAAGGGAAGCGCCGCCGCCGGCUGGCAGGAGCACCAUGGCUUCCUCCCCCUCCGUCAACCCGGAACGCGGUCUCGUCCCCGCAGCCGAGUUCCUCGCUGCCUACGCUGCCAUGCCCACGAGGUCUACGGUCCCCGAGGUCUUCUCCUCGAUCCUGGACACCCAGGACAAGGUCGACGCGCUCUGCAAGAAGUACGGCGUGCCCCAAGAGUUCACCGGGCACCCCGCCGGCGACCUGCGCGCGAACUCUACGCCGCCGCCGGGGUCCAUCUGCGUGUACGCGCGCUCGCUGGAGGCCGGGAUGCCCGUCCCGCUGCACGGCUUCUUCCGCGAGGCCCUCUCCCACUUCGGCAUCGCGCCGGCCCAGCUCACGCCCAACGGGUGGCGCUUCAUGGCGGGCUUCCUCGCGAUCUGCCGCUCCGCCGGCGUGCCUCCGUCGCUCGCGGUGUUCCUGCGCUUCUUCACCCUGUACGCAUUCGACCGCAAGCACAGGAAAGGGUGGUACUUUUUCCGAUGCAGGCGGGACAACUUCAGCUUGCGCUUCACGGGGAUGCCGAGCGCGGCUUCCAAAUCCAUCGACGGCUGGAAACACGACUUCUUCUUCCUCUCGUCGCCGGAGCCGUGGAAUUGCGCCGUGGAGUGGGGCGAGCCAUCCAACCGCUGCUCCAAAAACCUGAAGCUCACCGUUGAGGAAACCAAAUCGGCGGUGAAGCUGAUAAGUGCUCAUGGUGGCGGCCCCGUUGAUCUCCGGAACCUGCUCCCUGCUAAGUGCUCAGGGAGGCGCUGCCGUCUCUGCGACACCAACCUUUGUGCCGCCAUGCCCAUGAUAGCAACAGCAUCCCCGCCGCCGCCGCCUUCUUCAGCUUGCUGUUCCAAAGGUAUGGAUCCCUCCGUCCAUGACAUGAUGAAGACUGUGCCGGCGAAGAAGUUGGCCGCGCAAGCGUCGGCGAAGAAGAGGACCUGGGAGGAAGCCAACGGCAUAGAAGAGGUUCUGCCUCUUUCAGUGCUGCACAGUGUGCACUCGCCACCGCCACACCACUACCCCAGCAGGAACGACGGACACACCGCAGACUGGGAGGCUGCACUGGAGCGCGGGUUCGGCGCGAACGAGCCUACCGACGACGCAUCGAUUUGGCAGGCCGCGAACUACGUGAUCGAGCUGGAGGAGAAGCUGGUGGGCAGGGACCGCGACGCCGCGACUCUGCGAGAGCAACUGGAGGGGGCGAAGAAGGAGCUCGCCUCGGCAAAGCUGGCGGCGGACGCGGAGCGGGAGAAGGCUAGGUCCGAUGUCGCCGCGGCGGGAGCAGAGCUGGAGAAGACCAAAGCAGAGCUCGCCGCGGCAAAGCGCGCGGUGGACGCGGAGGGGGUGAAGACGAAAGCCGAGCUCGCUGCGGCUCGGGCGGAGGCGGUCAAGACGAAGGCCGAGCGCACUGCGGCUUGGGAGGAGCUGGACAAGACAAAGGCCGAGCUCGCCGCUACAAAGCGAUCAGCGGAAGCGGAGCUGGUGCAGGCCAGGGCCGAGCUCACCGCGGCGAAGCGCGCAGCGGAGACGGAGCUGGUGAAGGCGAAGGCCAAGCUGACCGCAGUGGAGGCGGAGCUGGAGAGCGCCAAGGCGGCGGCGGUGCAGCAGCUCCUGGCCUCCGAGGAGCACGUGCGGCAGAGCGCGGAGGACGCGCUGGAGGGAUACAAGCGCUGGAGAGGUCACCACGCUCCGGCUGGUCGUGCCGCCUGAGAGGUUGCCCGGUGAUCGGUUUUCUGGAAUUUAAAACAUUCUCUGGAUGGCUAAACGAAGAUCACAAACAAACCUUCUGUAGCUGCAGUUUUGUGAGAUACUAGUACAACAUUGCAGUGUAGCACCCGUUGCUAUGUGAUUUUCUUGUUCCAAGCUCAGGUCACAAUUGACAAGGGAGGUUCGUUUGUUGGUGCA
Molecule: messenger RNA, 1958 nt
Organism: Hordeum vulgare subsp. vulgare (domesticated barley)
Lineage: Eukaryota; Viridiplantae; Streptophyta; Magnoliopsida; Poales; Poaceae
Exons: 3
Coding region: 69-1763 (564 amino acids)
Source: RefSeq, a predicted model, not a curated record